AUGUCUAGCGUUACUACCGAUCAAAGGGAAUUGGAAGAGCCAAAUACACUACUUCCAGAAGUAAUUACAACAGGAUUUGUCUUAGACGAAGAAGAAGAGGAUGAAAUCAAGAAUGUGGAGAAUCCUUACUUAAAGAUGUUUGGGCAAACUCCGGCAAUUGAUGCAUUAAGAAACUCCGAAAGAACCAAAAAUUUCAAUACAUACGAAUACGCGGAAUUUUAUUGUCCUGAAUUAUUCGGUUUCAAAAGUCUAAAGCCAUUUAGAAAUUAUAAAGGCUUAGUCAAGGAGACCAAGGACGAUGACAAUAGAAACGACAGUUAUAAAGAAUCAGGGAAAUCCUUUAGUAGAAGCACAGGAAUGGAAAAAUAUGUUUAUGGUGAAGAUCCAAUUAAAUUUGUACAGCAAUUUUUGCGUGAAUACCAGAAAAGAAAUAUUCUAGAAAGUAAAUCUACUAUUUAUACCACCUUUAGAAGUCUGUUACCAGUCAAAAUUAACUGCUAUGUGUGCUGCUUCAGAUGGUAA
This is a messenger RNA of Naumovozyma dairenensis CBS 421, 522 nucleotides long. RefSeq lists its product as uncharacterized. The record is from RefSeq and is a predicted model, not a curated record. The coding region runs from base 1 to 522 and encodes 173 amino acids. The transcript has a single exon. NCBI's taxonomy places the organism in Eukaryota, Fungi, Ascomycota, Saccharomycetes, Saccharomycetales, Saccharomycetaceae.